Molecule: messenger RNA, 2597 nt
Organism: Cotesia glomerata
Lineage: Eukaryota; Metazoa; Arthropoda; Insecta; Hymenoptera; Braconidae
Product: putative odorant receptor 92a
Exons: 8
Coding region: 105-1418 (437 amino acids)
Biological process (GO): sensory perception of smell; detection of chemical stimulus involved in sensory perception of smell
Cellular component (GO): plasma membrane
Molecular function (GO): odorant binding; olfactory receptor activity
Source: RefSeq, a predicted model, not a curated record
AAUAGAAGUUCUGCGAAUUCAUAUUUUUCACUCCCUUACUAGUCUUAUCAUAACAAAGAAAUUAUAUUUACGUUGAGGGAAUAAAUUAUAUUUAUACUUCAGUCAUGGAAGGGAGAUUACCUAAUCCACAUCGUCGAUUUAUCGACACUUGUGUUUAUGUCUUGAGAUACUGUGGUGUUUGGCCACUACAACCAUCAGCACAUAUUUUGUUGAAAAUAUUACAUUUUAUUUUCAGAACAUUUAAUUACGUAGUUAUGGCGAUUCACUUAGCUUCGAUACUUGCUCCUGCUAUAUAUCACAAGGGCGAUUUAGUAGUACUCGGUGAUGUUGGAGGAUGGUUCAUUGGUGGAUCUAUGUCCUUUUUAAAAUUUGUAAAGUUUACAGUAUCAUACAAUAGCAUAAUAGAUCAUAUCGAAAAAGUAUUAAUUCCAAUAGAUAUAUUACAACAAUCAUCCGAUAGAGGAAUGGUAAUAAAUAUCAAAAGCUAUUCUCAGCAGGAGAAUAUGGAAAUUAAAUUAUUUACGUCAGCAUGUGGUUUUCUUGUACUUGCAACUAUAUUUUUUGGGCUCAGACAAAAACCAGGAUUACUUAUUAAAGCUCUCUAUCCAUUCGAAACAGAUCAUUCACCUAUUUAUGAAAUAGUAGCAUUCAUUCAGAUUUAUUCAGAAUCAUACUUUUUUGCAAUUAUAAUUGCAACUGAUGGAAUGGUUAUUGCAUUAAUCAGAUGGACGACUAUCCAUUUCACAGCUUUAGCAGCGAAUUAUAAAAACUGUAAUAGUAAAUUGAUAAAACGUGCUACUAUAGUUUCAAUAAAUGAAACUUGGGAGCUUGCCAAUCAAUAUAACUCCUCAAAAUUAAGUCCUGAAGAUUUAGAAAUAAAGUCGUUUGUUGCUUUUGAGAAACAUGAAUCUGAAAACAGUGUCGAUGAUUUCAACUGGAGAUAUAAAACCUGUAUUAAACAUCAUCAAAGACUUCUUAAACUUACAAUCGACGUUAAUAUAACAAUUAACCUACUUUUAUUACUUCAAUUUUCAGCUAGUUUAACUAUUGUCUGUUUAUGUGGGUUUCAAAUAAUAUUGAAUUUAAAUAACUCAUUUAGAGUAAUGCAAUUCGCAGUAUUUGUUUUAAUUGCUUUGGGAGAAUUAUUCGUUUUUUGUUGGUAUGGUAACGAAUUUACUCAUGUGACAAAUAGUUUGACGUAUAAUCAGUGGUCAUCUGGCUGGGAAUAUAUUAACGAUUCUACUAAUAGUGAUAAAAAGCAAAAAUUACACAAUCUUAUAACAAUCACUAUGCUCCAAACAAUGCAUCCUAUUGAAUUUAAAGCAGUCGGUCUUUUUGUUUUAUCCACUGCAACAUUUCUCUCGGUUGUCAAAAGUUCAUACUCGGUGUUAGCUUUGUUAAUGAAUAUGAAUGACUAAAAACUAUUUGCAUCAAUUGUUUCAAAAAAUAUCAGUUUAGUAUUUUAAUAAAUUCACUAGAAAAAUUAACUGUGCAAUGAAUUUAUUUCGACUAUCAAAAAAGAAAAAAUAAGUGUUAUCAUCCAGGACAAUUCCGCUUUUGGCAUUCUGUAUUGAAAUUAAUUCGCAACUAUGUUUUAGUUUCACAUUUAUUAAAUAAAGAUUGUCUGUCUGAGACGAAAAUUUUCACUUUUCUAAACUGAUGAGCACCGGUAAAAUUAUUCAACAUACACCUAUUAACUGUUUUUUACCACUACGAAUAUUGUGAGAUUUAUUUUAACUUCUACAUAAUUAUAUUUAUUUGAUUUAUAAUGAAAAAGAAAAAGAAGAAAAUGAAUCGUUAAAGUAAGAUGAAAAAAUAUGGAAACACGAGUAUGUAACAAAUUUAUUGAUAGACGGGGGAUAAGUCUAAAAUUGACACCAGUUAUUUUUACAAGAUUCCAUGCAUAUGAAUUAUGAUCUAGUUAUGAAAAGUGAUAUAUACAUAAUUUUAGGAGAAUCUUGACAUAUAAUACGAUGUAAAGUGAUUCCAAAAGGAAAGAAAAAGAUGUAAUAAAUUUCCAAGAGGUCGGAUGAUACUUUUUGUUUUAUCUUUCUGCCUUUCGACAUAAAAUUCACUAUACCACACAAGAAGAAAUUGAAUGAAGUCAACAACAACGUUUAGAGCUGUUGGAAUUGUUUGUUUAAAUUUAUCAGUUCGAAAUAUGAGAAGAAUUUUUUGUGUAAAAAAAAAAUUUUUCAGAUUCGUUAACAAAUAAAUGUUAUUAAUCAUUAAUGACAUGUCAAUUAAUAUUUUUUAAUAAGCUAAAUCUUACAAUAUUGAUUACUUAAUUGUUUACGGGUAUUUUUCGUCAAUCAUUAUAUCUUGAUACCAUCUAACUACAUCAAUCUUGUAGUAAAGCAAAUUACCUUCAAUAUAUAUAGUUAAAAUUUAUACUUUUUAAGUAAUGUUUAAGAAAAUUUAAGCGAAUGUAGAACAGGCCAAAUGUUUUGCUGUUCAAUACAAAAAAUUUGAAAGUUACCAUUAGAAUGACUUGCGUCUAUAUUUAUCUAUCGAUACCAACCAAAUUGGAUUGAAUUCAGAAUGAUACAGACUCGACCCAAAUAUCAGCAAACUUAUGAGAGACUUUCUAAGACAAG